UGAUGGAAAGAAAAAGGGUUUGGGAUGGUAAAAAUUUGGCUUAGGGUGCCUUUGACUCUUGGAGCCUGAUUUCCCGAGACAGCAAAAGCAACUGGCAGAACCCAGGAAUUGUGGCCAGAAAUACAACAUGGAACAGCAGGAGCCCACAGGACCCGGGCCAGGGGAGAGCUUGGAAGCAGGAGGAGGAGCAGGAAGAGAACCUCACAUUGUCCAAAUCGGAGCCCUCCGGGAGCUUCCGGCUGAGGCAGCUCCACAAGGCGUUAAGCAAGAACCAAGUGAGGGGCGGCUAGAGCAGGGAUUUCUGGAGAUGACGCAUGGCCCUCAUGCACAAAGGAGAACUCCUCAGGUGCCUGAGCCCAUUUCGGAAGAGGACACGAAGGGAUUCCAGGCCUCCGACAAGGGAAAAGCUAAUGCCGGCCAAGAACCUGGAGGAGGGUGUGAGGCCUGUCACAGCGUGGAUUCCUCCAUAGGAGUGAAGGAAGAGGUUCUGGAUGAGGAGGAUGCUGUCAGCUUGGAAAUCCAGCCCCAGGCCUUCAAGGAAUCCUGUAGCCAAGAGGCUGAGGAAACCCAAGAGGUAUCAGGAGCCCUCAGAAAUGUGGCAGUCAAUCACCCCAAGUCAAAUCAGGAUUCCUCCGACACGGGAAAAGGCCAGCUUCCUCUGGAGGUCAAGGAGGAGGGUCCUGAAGUGGCCAAUGUGUUGGGAGGCAGAGACCAAACAUGGAGGAUUGCAAAGGAGCCUUUUCUACUGGAAAGACGACAUGAGCAAAUGGACGUCGGUGAAAUAUCCUUGGAAAGAGCCAAAGGAGUGUUUUUCUGCCGUCCUGUGCUGGAAGAGAUGCCUAAAAGUCAAGGAGGACCUGAAAUUCAGCAGGAAAACCAUCAGAGGAUGAGUCCGGAACACACCUUACUUUGUGAGGAAGGCAACAAUAGUCCACGUAAGGGAACCUUCCAAGAAAGACUCUUGAGGCACAAGGCAGCACAAGUGGGUUUGGAGUGUGGGAAAAACUUCUGUCAGGGCUUUGGCCUUCCUAAGAAUCAGAAGAUGCAAAAGGGGGGGAAGCUGCAUACGUGUACAUACUGUGGGAAAAUUGCCAACAGGAGGGCAGAUUUGAUUGUACAUGAGAGAACCCAUACCGGAGAGAAACCGUAUGAAUGCUCUGAGUGUGGGAAAAGCUUCAACACCACCUCUUACCUUACGAAACACAAAAGAAUACACACAGGAGAGAAACCCUAUAAAUGUUUGGAGUGCGGACAAAGCUUUUGCCAGAAAGGGAACCUUGUUUCACAUGUGAGAAUCCACACCGGGGAAAAACCUUAUCAGUGUGAAGAAUGUGGACAAAGCUUCAGCCAAAGGAAAAUCCUCGAUAAACACCAGAGGAUCCACACGGGAGAGAAGCCAUAUAAGUGUUUGGAAUGUGGGCAAAGCUUUAGUCAAACGUCGCAUCUUCUAACGCACAAGAGGACCCACACAGGAGAAAAACCUCAUAAAUGUUCAGACUGUGAGAAAAGCUUUAACCAGAAAGGAGACCUUGUUAUACACAAGAGAAAGCAUACUGGGCAAAAACCAUAUGAAUGCUCUGAGUGUGGAAAAAGCUUUAGCACUAGCUAUCAAUUCUUAAACCAUAAAAGGUUACACACAGGGGAGAAACCUUAUACCUGCUCAGACUGUGGGCAAAGCUUUAAUUGGAAGUCAAACCUUAUUACACACCGGAGAAUACAUACUGGGGAGAAACCUUAUGAAUGUUCCAUCUGUAGGAAAAGUUUUAGUGAUAAAUCUUCCCUUACUAAACACCUGCGAACACACACAGGAGAAAAACCAUACAAAUGCUCAGAUUGUGGGCAAAGCUUCAAUUUGAAAUCAAACCUUAUUACACACCAGAGAACACAUACUGGUGAGAAACCGUACUCAUGCCCUGAGUGUGGCAAAAGCUUGAGUCAUAGAUCCUCCCUUACUAAGCACAUGAGAACCCAUACAGGAGAAAAACCUUAUGAAUGCUAUGAAUGUGGGAAAAGCUUUAUUUCUAGCUCGGACUGUAGAAAACAUGAAAGAGUACACACACGAGAGAAACCAUAUAAACGUGGAAGGAAAUGUCCCCUAAUCCCUCUGUUCUCGUAAACAGAAAACCCACAUGUGACUGCAAGUUUAAAGAUGUUCAUGUAGAAAAGAGUUUGGUGUGAAAACUGUAUAAAAGUUUGAACUGUGUGAAUAGAUUUAGCUGGAGCUCAACUGAUACCAAAUCUCUCUAUAUAAAACAGGAAUGAAACGUAA
Messenger RNA from Elgaria multicarinata webbii, 2269 nucleotides. RefSeq names its product zinc finger protein 436-like. Gene Ontology annotation, molecular function: DNA-binding transcription factor activity, RNA polymerase II-specific; sequence-specific DNA binding. Gene Ontology annotation, cellular component: nucleus. The transcript is spliced from 4 exons. Lineage: Eukaryota; Metazoa; Chordata; Lepidosauria; Squamata; Anguidae. Gene Ontology annotation, biological process: regulation of transcription by RNA polymerase II. The record is from RefSeq and is a predicted model, not a curated record. The coding region runs from base 128 to 2116 and encodes 662 amino acids.